Nematolebias whitei (Rio pearlfish) is the source of this 1404-nucleotide messenger RNA. It is a transcript of the gene hapln4, whose product is annotated as hyaluronan and proteoglycan link protein 4. The coding region runs from base 1 to 1308 and encodes 435 amino acids. Lineage: Eukaryota; Metazoa; Chordata; Actinopteri; Cyprinodontiformes; Rivulidae. The transcript has 8 exons. Gene Ontology annotation, molecular function: hyaluronic acid binding. The record is from RefSeq and is a predicted model, not a curated record. Gene Ontology annotation, biological process: cell adhesion.
AUGUUUCACAGAGGAACAUCUGCUGCAAAUCUGCGUGACAGCCAUGUAACUUUGCCUCACUGGGGCCCAGUAAGUCUUUAUGUGCUGCAGCAGAGCGUCAUCAUCACAGGAGAGGAUUACUCACAGUUUGCAAAACAACUUCAGCCUCCAAUCUUUGUGAACAUCUUCACUGUGGUUUUUAUUCUUACCUCGGUGUCUUCCCUGCCCGGAGAAACAGAGAAAGGAAGAAGAAAAGUGGUGCAUGUUCUCGAGGAUGAAUCCGGAGCUGUGAUUGUGCAGACAGCUCCUGGUAAGGUGGUGACGCACCGAGGUGGCUCCAUCACUCUGCCCUGCAGAUUCCUCCAUGAGCCAGAGAACACAGAUCCUGCUCGCAUCCGCAUCAAAUGGACCAAAGUGACAGAUUCCCUGCAGUUUGAGGAUGUCUUUGUUGCACUCGGAAAGCAGGAGCGUGUGUUUGGUUCCUACCGAGGCCGGGUGUUUUUGGAGCAGGCAGGACCAGGCGAUGCCUCUGUGAUCAUCCAAAAUGUCACUCUGGAGGACUACGGGCGCUACGAGUGCGAAGUUACCAAUGACAUGGAGGAUGAUACAGGAUUUGUCAAUCUGGACUUAGAAGGAGUGGUCUUCCCCUACUAUCCCCGGGAGGGGCGCUAUAAGCUUAACUACCACCAGGCUGAAGACGCCUGCAAACAUCAGGAUGCCAUCCUGGCUUCUCAUUCUCAGCUCCACAAAGCUUGGCUGGAUGGAUUAGACUGGUGUAACGCUGGAUGGCUGGAGGACGGCUCGGUCCAGUACCCCAUCUCCCAUCCCAGGGACGAGUGUGGCCGUAAGGACAACCCUGCUGGUGUUCGGAAUUACGGAUACAGGCACAAGGAGGACGAGCGCUAUGAUGCUUUCUGCUUUACUUCCAAGAUGAAUGGUAAAGUGUAUUUCCUGAAACGUUACAAGAAAGUGAACUUUGCAGAGGCGUUAAAGGCAUGCAUUCGAGAUGGUUCAUUGGUGGCCAAAGUGGGUCAGCUGUACGCAGCCUGGAAGUUUCAACUCCUGGAUCGCUGUGAGGCCGGCUGGCUGGAGGACGGCAGUAUUCGAUACCCAAUAGUCAACCCUCGCUCUCGUUGUGGGGGAUCCCAGCCAGGGGUUCGACACUUGGGCUUCCCCGAUAAAAAGUUCCGCCUCUACGGGGUCUACUGUUUCCGCAAAAGCGCAGAUGGAACAAAAGUUGCUUCUAAAAUGACAAAAGACCUGAAGAAAAGUUUGCCAAAGUGGCAGAGCAGCAACAGUCUCCCUGCAAAUACCACAAAUAGUCUUUAAAGCAUAAAGACUGACAGCUCGGAAGGAGACAGUUUUAGAUUAUUCUGCAUCUGUUGCCUUGUAGCCAGCUUCAAUUCAUUACUUUUAAAUCCAAGC